This is a messenger RNA of Ananas comosus (pineapple), 1071 nucleotides long. RefSeq names its product thioredoxin domain-containing protein PLP3B-like. Bases 137 to 835 code for a protein of 232 amino acids. NCBI's taxonomy places the organism in Eukaryota, Viridiplantae, Streptophyta, Magnoliopsida, Poales, Bromeliaceae. The transcript is spliced from 8 exons. Gene Ontology annotation, cellular component: cytoplasm. The record is from RefSeq and is a predicted model, not a curated record.
UUUGCGCUCGCUCUCACACCACACCAUAAUAAAACUCGAAACCCCCCAAAUCUCUCUCUCUCUCUCUCUUUGAGAUCUCGUCUCCUACUAAAGAGAGAGCGUAAACGAGAAGGGGAGGUGUGAGAUCGAGCCAAAGAUGGAUCCGGAUUCGGUUCGAUCCACGCUAUCGGGCCUCGCAUUGGGCAAUGUAAUGGCCGCGGCCGCGAGGGACUACCAAAAGGAAAUUCUAGCUAAAGAGAAGGCUCCAGCAACAUCUGCUACCAACCAGGAAGUCGAUCUUGAUGAAUUGUUGGAUGACCCAGAACUGGAGAAACUGCACGCAGAGAGGGUAGCCGCUCUCAAGAAAGAGGUCGAGAAGCGAGAAGUCCUAAAGAGGCAAGGGCAUGGAGAGUAUAGAGAAAUAUCCGAAGGUGACUUCCUCGGAGAGGUCACUGGUAGUGAAAAAGUCGUGUGCCAUUUCUACCACCGAGAAUUUUAUCGUUGCAAGAUAAUGGAUAAGCAUCUGAAGGCUCUAGCACCACUGUACUUCAACACGAAGUUCAUCAAGAUCGACGCUGAAAAUGCGCCGUUUUUUGUGACGAAACUAGCCAUUAAGACAUUGCCUUGCAUCGUACUGUUCAGGAACGGCGUAGCUUUUGAUAGGCUGGUUGGAUUUCAGGAUCUCUGCAGCAGAGAUGAUUUCACCACAAGAGCUUUAGAGAACCUUCUUAAAAAGAAAGGUAUCAUUGACGAAAGAAAAGGAGACGGCGACGAGGAAGAUGAAAACGACGACACAGAUCAUCCCAGAAACAGGAGCAUUAGAUCCUCAGCUGUUCAGGAUUCUGAUUCAGAUUGAGCAGCAAUGCGAGCCGCUUCUUUCUCCCGCUACAAAACCUCGCCUCGUUGUAAUAUCUUUUCACUAAUUUGAAAAACUUAAUCGUGAUCGAAGUGCGGCUUUGGUUUAAGAAAAUUUGAACAAUCGAUGUAUUGAGUGCUGACAAGUUUGCAUGGAAUCAUGGCAAGAGUUGUAUGCUAGCAAUCUAUUUUAGCUGUAAAAUGCUUACAAGCUACUACUUUUGGUUUAAUAUUUUA